Molecule: messenger RNA, 1635 nt
Organism: Funneliformis caledonium
Lineage: Eukaryota; Fungi; Glomeromycota; Glomeromycetes; Glomerales; Glomeraceae
Source: the annotation of a GenBank genome assembly
UCAAAUUCAAGUGAUCAGUUGGCUUUAGGACAGGCAACUAUUCCAGAAUAUUAUAAAACUAUUUUCGAACUUGGAGGAAAUGUCAAUCAGAUACCUUCAUUGAAUGAUGUUUCUUGUGUGUAUGAUAUUCCGCAAUAUACACUUGUACGCUUUCGUGCCAUGAUUCAAAAUACUGGAUUUGGUCACGAAGUUUUUGUUAGUUCUUAUGAAAUGGUCAAUAAUGAUGGCAUAAAGCAAAGGAAAUUUCAUAAAUAUUCAGAUGAAAUUAUCCUUAAGGAUGAGAAUUUAAAUGAUGUAUUAGAAAGUCUAAAUUCUCCUACUAAUGAAUUUAGCGAGAGGCAAUUAUUUUAUUGCACCUCUGUUCCCGGAGAGACGCAGUCUCGAUUAAAAUCUGUAACAGAUAUUGAAGGUUUACAUCAAAAUAAUUUGAAUAAAUUCACAUCGAAAUACCCAUUUCCGAAAGAAAAACAUAUGGCGGCUGUGGUUAAGAUUUAUGAGAAAGAGGAUUCAUUUAAAGUUACAGAUGUUGUUGAAUUUAUUGGAGUACUUAAUUAUCCGAGAAAGGCGACUAACGAUGCGAAUGAAUCGCAAUGCGAAGAAUUUAAUGUCCUUUAUGAAAAUACUGCAUCUUGUUAUACUCCUAGCGUGCAUGUGAUAUUUUAUAGAAAGCUUCAUCCAACAGGAAAUCCGCUAAUACCCACUACAAAUUUAUCUGUAUAUCCUAACGAUGCCAAGCGGGUAAGAAAUGCUAUGAUCCAGUACAUUGCAGCAGCAUUUGGCGGUGAUGAUUUAGUCGCAGAAUUCGUUUUGCUUCAACUUUUGUCUAGAAUACAUCUUCGACAAAAUGGUCUCGCACUCGGAAAACUCGCAUUAAAUAUCAGCAAUGCUCCUAUUGUUGCAAAUGGGAAUUCGAAUAACGAUUUAAGCCUCGAACACGAUAAUUUAUUUGCAAAGCGAAUCUCAUCUGUUCUUGCUUCACUUUUACCAAAAUAUCAUGACCUUCCGCUUACUCUAUCCACACUUAAUGAGGUAUUUUAUUUCCCACGUAGCAAUAAUGAUCUGGAUUCCGGUGUUUUACAAGUUAGUCAAGGCACAUGGUUUUUGAUUGACGAGACAGUGCUAAAAGAAGGAAAAUUGUGCGAUACUGGAAUCCGUAACUUGAAAGCUUUGAACGAUAUAUUGGACCAUCAGAAACUGAACUAUACCUUCCCAUUUAAUAAUUAUGAAUUUGAUACGGAUAUUGGAAUCAUUACAUUAUCAAAUGCUAAAUCAUUUCUUAAUCAUGAUUGUAAUAUUCCUCUUAUUCAAAAACCCGAGAAUAUAACAAUUCUAGAUGUACCAGAAGAUACUUUAAACCAAUUCAGGAACUUUAUUAGUAUUCUUAGAUGGACCGACUUUAAUAUCCCUGAAAAUAUUUCAGAUUAUAUUCAAACAGAUUACGUAACUCAAAGACAGAAAGCCUCGAGAAAUGGAAUACCUUUGAUGUCUCAAGAAGAUUUAAUGCUGCUUUUAAAUUUAUCAAGAUUGGUUGGUUUGAGUUUUGGCUCAUCGGAAUUGACAAAAGAAUUAUGGGAACAUACCAAAAAAUUGGAUGAAGCUAGAAGAGAUCGUAUCUACCAAAAGUAUAAUGUAUGA